GUAGAACAAAUGUGACCAUGGCAUAAAGCUUCUUUUUUUUGGCGCAGCUCGCGCCCCUGAUAUACGUGUGUGUGUUCACUCACUUCACAAGUUUAACGACCUUGUGCUAUCGGAGCUCAAACGAUAUAAUACAAAGACGACAUAGAAUUUGAUCGACAGCUAUCGUUUCACAAGUCUCCAUUUUGGAAAGUGAACAAGGGUGUGGGCGACUUCUUCUCCGGCGCAGCCUCAACUUGACUAAAUACGAUUUUGCAAAUGGUCCUCGACUGAAGUCAUGGAUCCAGGAUACAGAGAGAGACAGGGCUACUAUGGGAGGGAUCAGGACCCACAACAGGAUAUCCGGCACCACCAACAGCAUCAGUUGCAACAGCAACAGCCACAACUCCUACCGCAUUAUGCCCACCAGUUGCCCCACCACCAGUCCCUGUUGCAGCCACACCUGCCACCGCAGCAUCAGUUGCAUCACACACAGCCAGCCUUCGUUCUUGACCAGGGUGAUCAGGUCAGAGGUCGUGAAGACUUUGCGGGCAGGCUGACAGGAUCGGCUGUCUUACAACAAAUGUUGCCCAGUAGUGGACAGGUGCUUGCAAGUAGUAUGCAUCGCGGUCAUCCCCACUUCUCCGAACACAGUCAUGCUCAGCUAUCCCAUCUAACCAGCCAGGCAAGCUAUGUCCCACCAACCACAUCAACUCAGUUGAUUGUAGAUGCUUCGGCCAGUGGCAGCCAGGCUUUCAUGUCCCCUCAAUCCCCCACACAGCAGGAUUCGUCAGACGAACAUGAUGUGGAAGAAGAAGUGGUGGAGGAACCAGUUGGUAGCAUGGUCAUUAACGAGAAUGUCCGCGUUGUCACCGUCUCUGAACCACAGAAUGCCCGCGUUGUCACACUCCCAGAACCCCAGUGUGAGCCAGUCUUGACUUCGGCAAGCAGUGCAGACAUGGACACUCCCAAGAAACGGGCAGUGCGCCUAGCCCUCGCAGAGACGCAACAGAACGUUCUGACUGCUCCACAGAACUUGUUAAGGCGGGAUCUGCAAGUUGUGGACCAGGAUAUAUGGAAACCUGAUAUCCCGAUUGGUCUGUCUCUGCAGUUCUCUCUGGAUGGGAAGAUUAGUGGGCUACGUUCAGAGCGGUCUUUGGAGAAGGGUGCCAGAUUUGGACCUUUCAAUGGCAAGCUGGUCGAUGAGGCAGUCGGUUUCCAAAAGGACUCCUCUUGGGAGCUUUGUAUGCGGGGGAAGGUAUUCUUCUACGUCGAUGGUCAGAACAAAAGUCACAACAACUGGAUGGCUUUCGUUGAGAGUGCCAACUCCGAAGAAGAACAGAACCUGGAAGCAUUCCAGUCCUACGGGGAUAUUUACUUCAGAACCACAAAGGUCGUUGAACCAGGAAGUGAACUGAAGGUGUUCUACAGUGACGAGUAUGCUAAUCAUGUCGGCUUCAAGAAGAAACUGAGUGAUCUGCAGUUAAAAAGUGAUUCUCAGGUCUUUCCCUGCGGUUCCUGCGACCAAUCUUACCCUUCAGCUAAACGACUUCUGAGGCACUUGAAGAUCAGUCAUGACCCUGACAGGGCCAAUGAUUUACGUCCUGUUUUGACGUGGCAGCCACGUACCAAUUCAGAGAAUGCUGAGAAUGAGAAACCUGUCAUUGCUAAACCGGUCAAGUCUUCUUCCCCAACCAGCAAGAAGACCCAGGUGUUGACCACAAACAGUUCCAGCAUGGUCGAAGAGAGGUUUAUCUGCACGACUUGUGGCAAGAACUUCCUGACCCGUGGGAGGCUUGCUGCCCAUGAAACCUUCCAUGAUUACAGCGAGGAACACAUUUGCAAUAUAUGCGGCGAAAGCUUUACCAACUCCAACACUCUUGCCAAGCACAUGGUGACCCACAAGGCCAAACCUUACAAGUGCCAAUCCUGCGGGAAUGCCUUCACGACAAGAAACAUGCUGAGUCGCCAUGAGAGGCUCUCGCACACGUUCAACCACAAGUGCCGGGUGUGCGGGAUGCAGUUUGUGAAGAAGCGUGAGUGUAAUAGGCACGAAAAGAUUCACCCAGAUUGGAGGAAUUUCAGGUCUGUGCAAAUUAAACCUGAAAAACGGUCAAGAUUGAAAAAAGUGGUUCAAAGCGAUGAAGAUGAUGAUGUUGAAGAAGGGGAGUUUGAUUUUCUGAACACUAAUGAAGCAAAGGAGGUAGUUGAGGCUCAAGAGGAGGAGGAAGAAGAAGAGAACAAUUCAAACCUUCCGAAAGACAUGCUUGGGAAAAGAGUUAAUUAUUAUGAUCGACCAAGACCUUAUAAAUGCCAAUUUUGUCCAAAGCGGUAUCUCUCAAAGAAGGCUAAACUUGAUCACGAAGCUGAGAGACACACCAAGAAGUGCCGCUUCAAGUGCACGCACUGCCCAUCAGUAUUCGCAACUGAGAUUCGAUAUGUAGAGCACGUGAAGCGGCACAUCGAGAACCGUCCAUUCCACUGUGCCCUCUGUCCCAUGACCUUCGCAUCGGAGAGUGCCCUCAAGAACCAUCAAGGAGAGCACACUGGUCUCAAACCCGUCAAGUGCGACAUCUGUGGGAAAGGUUUCCGGACGCGUCACUUCAUGACCGCCCAUAAACGCAGAAUGCACAAGGUCCAACAGAUGCGAUUCGCCUGCUCCUACUGCAACAAACCCUUCUCCGACAAAGGAAACCUCAUCAAGCACGAACGGCGCCACAAGGGCAUCCGACCUUACGUCUGUCUCAUCUGCGGUCAAGGUUUCACCAGCAACUACUGCUUAAUCUCCCAUAACUACACACACACCAAAGAGAGGCCCUUCCAGUGCCCGCAUUGUGACCAGAAAUUCACUCUUAACCAGCAUCUUACAAACCAUAUGUACAAGGAACAUACUUCGCAUGGGAAACCACAGAAAACCCAAGCUCCUGCAACUCAGAAUGCAGCCACCAUUCCUGCCACUCGACUUGUCAAUGUUCCAAUGCAGCCACAAAUGCAGCUCUAGCUUCUUUAUGAUGAGCACUGAGAAGUACCGUUUGUUAUGGUGGAGAUGAUUGUCUCUAUAUUCAUUUACCUCAUUGUUGCUCUGUCAAGAUUUGUGAAAUCAAUAUCAAGAAUGAAUGAAUCCAUUAGCUAAUUGAGCCAGACCCACUAACACAAAUGUUAACAAUCAAUUCCAAACUAUUGCAAUUUUAUAAAUUAUGAAAAUUAAGGUCCAUUUUAUUUAUAUGGGUUACUGAAAAUCUUCAUUAAAAGAAAAAAAAAGUUGGAUGGUUUCAUUAGGGUUGUUCGUGUUGCGUCAAACAAUCCUUUUUUUAACCAUCCCACUAGUUGUAGGAAACAGUGCCCUAUCUUGCCAUUCUUUAGCUUCCUCAUAUAAUCAUUUCCAAGAAAGUGCACCCAGAUCAGUCAUUUGUUUGCUUUCCCCCAAAGAUAUUUGUUUAUACAUGUAUGAUUAUUAUUAUCUAUUGCUUAGUAGUUUUGUCUCGCCCACCAGAGGUGAAGGCGAGACUAAGGGAUCGAAAUGUUGUCCGUCCGUCACAAACCUUAUGACACAUAACUCCACAACCGUAAGUCACUUUUCAACCAAACUUGGAUGGUAGAAGUACUUAGGCGACCUGUAUGUUAUGCUGCAGUCGGAGGUCUUAUGGUAUGGUCAAAGUUCAUUUUAAGGUCAACAUUAAAGUUUAUGUGCAAGACUCUUAUGACAAGUGUUAUUCCAUCCCAGUCAUUUCACAAUGAAGUUUUGAUACAAUUCUGUUGCGUGCCCUCUGGUUAUUUUCAUAAGUGGGCGAGACACAAAAUCGCUUUUGCCUUGUUUGGUAUUUCUUUCAUAAUUCAUUCUCAUAUGACCAGGGGAGCCUUCCAUGAAAGAAACUCAACAGUGAUUUUUCACUGGCUAUUGUUAAAAGCUACUGAAAUCCUUGCAUCUGAUUGGCUCAGAGCAAAUAAUUCAUUGAAAAUCACUGACAAGAUGCUUUAUGAACCCCUUCCUCCCUAGAAUUAAAGUUGAUCUUUAUAGGGACUAAUCUAACUUGAGGAAAAUAUUUCACCAGUAUUCUGUACAAUUCCUUCUGUGAAAGCUGCUACAUAAGGAACCACUUUCCGAGCUGCUAGGUUUACUACAGGAAAGAUAAAGGCUCUGACUUUUGACAAGAUACCUAAAAGACAUAUUGGCCCAUAUUCUGAAGUCUGGUUUUAAGUUGUUGUUUAACUAUGGAAAGCCAGUUGGUACAUAAAUCUCUUAACAGUAGAGGUUCAAUGUAUCAGCUCAUUUGACUCCCAAAGCAUUGUAAACUGCCUGGGAAGGAUAAGUAUGACAAUUGCCUUCACCAUUAAAGAAUUAGUAAAGAGCACAGUAAAUAUGACAAGCAUUCACUGUAAACAAAAUUUUGAAACUUUUGGCUUCCCAUAAUUUUAGCACAGAGUUAGACCAUGGUCUAAGUUAAACUCGACUUCAGAAUACGGGCCAUUGAGUAGUAUUCGUACAAAAUACACUAACUUGCCGCAAGCCCAGCGCCCACUAUGCGACGGGAUUGCACUAAGCCAGUCCACAUAUUGCAACAGCUCUGCAAUGUGCUGUGUAACAAUGACAGUUAAUUGUCUCCAUGGCGCCUCUUCUUUUACGUGUGUGUUGUCUGCGCUUCGGCAUCGCCGCGAAUUGGCCAUGAAGUCAUUGUCUAGGGCAAAUCGGAUUGGAUGAGAUUAGCAAAAUCGCAGAAAGAUUUGACAUGUCAAAUGUCUGAGAUUUGGUCUGCGAUCCUACUGCAACAAAGCAAGUCGCAGUUGCAGCAUGUUGUAGGUUGGUGCACACUCUGUGAUUUUGUUGCAAUGGGAUCUCGGUGCAAUAGCAUCGCAUAGUGUGCGCUGGGCUUUAUAUAUUCUUGAUUUUUGGUAAAUGAUCUUUCUUUGAUGAAUUUUUGCAGUAUUUUGAACGAAAUCAAUCUGAUGUGGCGGUAAUUUUGGUAUAAAAGGAAGGUGGUCAGGUGGAUGCUGCCCACUUCCUCAAAUAAUGAACCACAAAGUCAAUAAAAACUCACUUCUUUAUAAUUUAUAUGUCAUAACAUUGUGUACAUGGGACAAUAUAUGUAUAGCAUGUGAGGGUACAUAGCAAAUUGCCAUGGUAAACGAGGAAAAUGAUAUCCUACUUUACAAUCACGUUAUGUCAGUAAUGACUACAUAAUUUAUAUUAUGUGUACUGUAAUUUGAUUGCAAAACUCAACAAUUGAUUGUAUUCUAACCUGAGAUGAUUCAGUUACAGUUGUGCGCCAAAGUUAGUGAACCCCACCACAAAAUGCACUCCUUCAUGUUGAGUGUUGAAUGGAGACAACAACACUACAAUGUUCGGCGAGCCCAGAGAAACAAAGUUUAUUGAAUGAAAUUUUUUAUCCCCUCACUUUACAAUUAGACAUAUACAUGCAUGUAAAACAUGGCAGAACUUGAACACUUUAAAUAUGUCCAUUUUCUGCAGGGGCUCACUAAGUUUUGAGCACCACUGUAUCUAUUUUUGUUUUUUUAUAACAUGUCCUGUUGAUAUGUUCUGUACAAAGAUUCUAGUGUCAUUUGCCAUCUUUAUCCUACUCUAACUUGUACAAUUGUAUGUAUUUUAUGAUUGUAAUGUUCAUGCUGUCAAUGUCUGUGUAACAAAGGCCAAGAUAAAAGACUAAAUUGUUUUUAUUCACGCAACAA
Molecule: messenger RNA, 5661 nt
Organism: Lytechinus pictus (painted urchin)
Lineage: Eukaryota; Metazoa; Echinodermata; Echinoidea; Temnopleuroida; Toxopneustidae
Product: histone-lysine N-methyltransferase PRDM9-like
Exons: 5
Coding region: 275-2977 (900 amino acids)
Biological process (GO): regulation of transcription by RNA polymerase II
Cellular component (GO): chromosome
Molecular function (GO): protein binding; chromatin insulator sequence binding
Source: RefSeq, a predicted model, not a curated record